AUGUAUAUACUAUUCACCCUCACAAUUGUAUUACUCGGCACAAUAAAUUGUUACAAGCACAGCAAGUAUUUAACAAAAAGCUUGGACUCAGAGCCCUCGUUAUCAAUACUGUACGCCCGAGACAAGAAAAGUGACAUGAUCACUAAUGAAUGCCUCAUGGAAAUGUACCCACGGAAUUUGUAUAAGUACCCCUUACACAUAGACAGGAACGACAUACCGUGCAUCAUACAUUGUGUGUUAAAAAAGUUCGGCAUCAUGUCCAAUGAUGGUAUUAUAAACAUAAGGAACUACUACAGACGGGUGCAAGCCAUCCAUCGAUACGAUCCAAGGGUUUUGAUAUCGGAUGUUGGAGAGACUUGCGCACAAAAUAUUAACGGCAUGAAUUUGGACCAUGACGUCUGCAAGAAGGCGAAAGUAUUUAACGAUUGUACGCAGCUAUAUGUGAUAUCAUAUAAAGAUCUGGAAGAUUGA
Molecule: messenger RNA, 471 nt
Organism: Danaus chrysippus (African queen)
Lineage: Eukaryota; Metazoa; Arthropoda; Insecta; Lepidoptera; Nymphalidae
Source: the annotation of a GenBank genome assembly